Molecule: messenger RNA, 634 nt
Organism: Nymphaea colorata (pocket water lily)
Lineage: Eukaryota; Viridiplantae; Streptophyta; Magnoliopsida; Nymphaeales; Nymphaeaceae
Exons: 2
Coding region: 69-494 (141 amino acids)
Source: RefSeq, a predicted model, not a curated record
AAAACAGAGUCUCCCCGACCAUCAAGGCCCCUGUAUUAGUGAGAGAUCAGAAGCCCCGAGAGUGUGAGAUGGCCGGCGGCACCGGCGAAGCAGAAUCACGGCCGUCCAUGGCCUCUCCCAUGGCCUUCCUCAGGUCCACCUGCUCCUGUUUUGAGCUGGUAGUGAGAGGCGUCUGGGGCUGUUUGGUUUAUCAUCUUGGCUUUGGUGAAGAUUGUACUGAUGGUCGCUCAAAGAAAGGCGAACAUGAACAAGAAGAAGAUGGAACCACAACUAGAAAGAGAGAAGUACAUGAAGAUCAAGAAGGAGAUGAAACCAAAACCAGGAAGAAAGAAGAAGUUGGCCAAACCGAAACCAGAAACAGUGAAGAACCUGAAGAAGAAGAUGAAACCAAAACCAGAGCAAAUGGUGGGUCGACGGAGAAUUUUGGUGUGAUGCUCACAAGAGGACCCAAACGGCCAGGGAUAGAUGUGGGAGGCGGUGGGCAAGUGAACUAGCUGCUGGCAGUAUUCAUUGUACAACUUUGCUUCUUUCUUUCGUUUCUUAAUCUGCUUUUUAGUUAGAAAGACUGUGUGAAGAAGAGAUGGUGUUUUGUGUACAUGAAUAAGAAUGCAAAGUUUGGGGUUUUUGAUCUUUC